Funneliformis geosporum is the source of this 309-nucleotide messenger RNA. The record is from the annotation of a GenBank genome assembly. Lineage: Eukaryota; Fungi; Glomeromycota; Glomeromycetes; Glomerales; Glomeraceae.
GAUCUACUAGGCAAGAAAUUUCCAUCAUGUAGGCCAAAUUUUUUGCAUGGAAUGCAACUUGAUGGAUAUAACGAAGAGUUGCGACUAGGUUUCGAAUUUCAUGGCAGGCAACACUAUGCUCUUAAUUCUAUGUUUCAUAGGAGAGGCCAGAUAGAUUUAGAUGAACAGAAAAUGCGCGAUCAGAAGAAGCGGGAUAUAUGCAAGGAGCAAGGCAUAUGUCUUAUCGAAGUACCGUAUACUGCGGAUUUUUAUCCGUUCAUUAGACAUGCACUAAUCGAGAAAGGGUUCUUGAAUAGUUCUUCCAGUUAG